GAACGCAGAGGUGAACACUAAAACCCCAGUUAGUAAAGCCACACCUUUACCGAAUCCUGAUCAGACACUAAGCCAGCUCUCUGAAAAGAAGCGAAGAGUUCCAACCACGUUGCUGCCAACUUGGUACAAGGUCUCCACAGCUGCUGUGUGUUCAUGAGUGCAACGGCCAUGUCAUAUCCAGAAGACAGCAUUUCACAGCCCUCCUCUUCAUCCUCCAGCUCUUACAUUCUUUCCACCUCCCCCUUCUUCAGUGUUCCCUGGGCCUUGGACGGGGCGAUGUAGGGAGAGGCUGAUCUGAACCUCACCCCACUUCCAAGCUUACUCGGGGAAUAGCAAUUGAUUCAAGGCUGGGCGUUGUGACUCAGUCCUGACCAGUGAGAACUGGUCCAGAGACUUGCUUUGACCUCAGGGUUGCUCAGACUGCUGGGACAGAAUCCUGGAGGGGCACUGUGGCAAAUGAGAGUUCCAGAGGAGAGAUGGGGAGAGAUGGGCAGCCAUCAGCAAGUCUGAAGUACCUGGAGGCUCACAUGGGCUUCUCCUCAGCAACUGGAGGACUGGACCGUCUUUCCUAUUAGCAACAACAACACUCACAUGCACACAUACACAAUGCACAUACAGAGAUACACACACAUGUACACACAUACAUAUAUACAUACAUACAUUUACACGCCCACAUAUAUAUACACAUACAUUCACACACCCACAUAUAUAUACACACCCACAUACACACCAUACAUAUACACAUAUACAUCAUACACAUAUACAUUCACAGAGACAUACCCACUAUACACAUACGUAUACACAUACACCACAUACACAGAGAUUACAUACAUAUACACAUACACAUACAUAUACACGCUAUACACAUACACAUAUACAUACAUUUACACAUAUACCUACACAUAUACAGUAUACACAUACCCAAUAUACACGUAUAUAUACACAUACCCAAACACACCUAUACUCACAUACUACACAUACAUACACGAAUACACAUACUAUACAUAUACACAAACAUACACUUACACAUACACAGACUACAUUUAUACAUAUACGUACACAUACACAUUGGACACAUACAUCAACACAUACACAUAUUCACUAUCCACCUAUACAUACAUAACCACUGUGUAUACGUACACAUAUACUACACACGUAUACAUACCUACAUAUAUAUACACCACAUGUACAUAUCCACCAUACAUUUACACCACACAGACAUACUACACAGAUACAUAUACAUACACAUACACCACGUACACAUACACAGAAAUAAUACUUUAAGACUCACAAGGAAGUUAUAAGAAUUGCACAAAGGUCACCCAAUGUCUGACAUUUCUCCUGUUGCCCUGCCAUCUGCAUUCUUGUUUCCAAAGCCAUCGAGCAUAGAGUGCGUGCAUUAUCGCGCCCCCCUCUGAAUACUUCAGUCUGUGUUUCCUAAGAUCGGCGAUCGUUUUCAGCGCUGGAGAUUGAUUGAUCUCUUCCCAUCUCACAGAUGUGGAAACAGAGGCGUGGGAAGUCACUCCUCCACGGGCCCCCAGCUCGUUGAUGGUCAGGGGAAUUCAAACCCAAGACCCUGGCGCUGACUCCACACGCCCCGCCCCUGUAACUGUAGAGUGCUCACUCUAAGGCGAUGCUAACCUUCUCUCCUUCCUUCUGUGUUCUUCUUUCCUCUUGAAGCUCUUUCCCUUCGGUAUUGACCUUCUGAGUGACCUCGCUCUGCUCCGCUCUGCUCUACCUUCCUCCUCGGCACUGGAUCCUCAGCUGUCACCUACUCUUUCAAACACGUGGAGAGGUCUCCUGGGCAUGAUCUUCUAGCACCCGCCAUGCCACCCUGGGGUGCCCCCGAGGCCGUGUCCAGGCCCCUUCUCCCUGCUCUGCACUGCGUGCUCUAGAAGGACACACAUUUGGCUGUGGCCAUGUGAAGUGUUUGAAUAGAAUGGUGCUGCGGUCUUUACGUUAUAGUCUGUGUGUGAGCAUUCAGGGCUGGCCGAGCCAGGGACCUUUGAUCUUGUUCUUCCGUAGGGUGCUGAGGAGCAUUCACCCCGGUUCAGCUCACAAUCUGAACCAACAGAAGUGGGGUGUAGGAAAGGAAGGUCCUUUUCUUUGGUCCUUCUAAAAGCAAAUACGGGGCCAGCGAGAUAGCUCAGUGGGCAAGGGGUGCCCACUCUUAUCAGUGAGCCAUCUCUCCAGCCCCUGAGUCUUAAACAGUGUAAAAAGCUUUUGCUUAUGUCAUAGCUUUCCAAUAUCCCAUUAACCAAACCUGGGUCCAGAAUGGGAAGACAGUGCCUGGUCACACACUCCUAGCUUCAUUUCCAUUGCUGCAAUAAAAUACCAUGGCAGAGCGCAACUGAAGGGGGGAGUUAUUUGGCCUGUAGUUCCAGGUCCUAGUCCAUUCCUUACUGUGGAGAAGUCAAGGCAGGGACUAGAAGCAUCCCAUCCACAAUCAAGAGCAGAGAAAGGAACGCACCCACGCUGCCUGCUUGCUUAGCACCCAGCUAGAUUUCUCUACUCUUAUACUGUCCAGAGCUGAGACCAUGAAAUCAUGCAGCCACAUUCAGGGUGGGUCUUUCCGUCUUAAGGAACUCAAUUAAGAUAACCCUUCCCCCAAGAGACCUACUUGAUCUAGACAAUUCCUGACUGAGACUCUCUCUGUCCGGGUGAUUCUGUGUUGUGUCAAGUUAAUAAUUGAAGCAAAUGAUCACGCUGAGGGACAAAGAACAGGUCAGCAGUCAAGGCCACUUCCUGCUCUUGCGGAGGACCUGAACUUGGUUCCCAGCACCUACAUUAGGCAGCUCACAGUGACCUGGGACUCCAGUUCGGGAGGAUCUGGCAUCCUCUUCUGGCCUUCACAAGCACCUGCACACAUGUGACAUAAACCACACACACACAUAUACACAUUAAACACACACGCACACAAAUACACACACAAAUAGUAUGGACCUAGCGCGAAGUAAGAAGGUACCAGGGCCAUCUUCGCAGUCUGCAACGGUGUAGAAUUUUGAAUACAGCUCAAACGCCCACCUCUUUGCAUCUCCUCUCCUGGGCCAAGGGGAAGACGAGGCCUCGUAUGAGCGGUAGUGGGACUUUGGUGUUAUAGGAACCAGUGAUCUUCAAAGAUGUAGCUGUGUACUUCAGCCAGAAAGAGUGGCAGCUACUGGAGCCUGCUCAGAAGGACCUGUACAAGGAUGUGAUGCUGGAGAACUACGGGAACCUGAUCUCUGUGGAAUAUUAUAUUUUCAAGCCAAGGCUGAUCACCAGAUUAGAACAGGGCGUUGACCUUUUUGCCAAAGAGAAUGAUGUUCCUGGAGAAUGCCAGCAAGGUGAGGCAGGAGUCAGCCGGAGCGACACCUCUGCAGGAAAGAAGACAGGGAAUAAUUCGAAGACAGAAAUCCCAAAGCCAGACAAUUCUAAGACAACGUCUCGGGAGAAGCAGAAGAAAGCAGAUCAAGGGGGUGGUUCCAAGAGUUUGAGUGCAGAAAAGCCUUCCAAAAGCGAUGUCAGGCCAUCUCAGAGAAAGGAGAAGUGUGGCCCAACUUCGACAAGAGAAGCAGGCAAAGCAAUUAUUCCCGGCACUAAGGAGCAUGGGUCUGUGACCCCAGGAACAUCUUCGAGUAAAGAGUCAGCAGCUACAGCACCACGGAGCACCCCUCCUGAAAAGUCGACUUUGGGGAAAGACUCUCAUGAAAAAACACAGUAUGGCAGCAACUCCACCAAGCCCAAGCGUAAGCCUGCCCGACAAGGUAAGAACCACUUUAAAUGUAAGGAAUGUGGGAAAACCUUCAACCAGACCCUCCACCUCGUGGAGCACGAGAGAAUUCACACAGGAGAGAAACCCCACAAGUGCGACACUUGCGGGAAAUCUUUCAGGCACCUCUCGUACUUCCUUACACACUACCGAAUUCACACGGGGGUGAGACCCUACAAGUGUAAGGAGUGUGGCAAAGCCUUCAACAGCAGCUCCACUCUCAACAAUCACUGCAGGAUCCACUCGGGGGAGAAACCCUUCAAAUGUGACGAGUGUGGGAAAACCUUCAAGCAGAGCACGAAGCUCACUCGCCACCAACGGAUCCACACGGGGGAGAGACCCUACAAGUGCGGAGAGUGUGACAAAUGCUUCGGCCGCAGCUCGUCGCUGAGGGAGCACAAGAGGAUCCACACCGGAGAGAAGCCAUACCGCUGCCAGGUAUGUGGGAAAUCCUUCAGGGUCAACUCCCAUCUUUCGGAGCACCAGCGGCUCCACCUGAAGGUAAAGCCCUACAGGUGUGACAAGUGCGGGCGGCACUUCCGAAACAGCACUUACUUAGCAGAGCACAAGCAGAGCCACGUGCCCGGGGCCCGAGUGGACUGCUCGGAAUGCGGGAAAGUCUUCGAUUGCAAAGUAGCCCUUCUCAAGCACCAGAAAAGACACGAGGCAAACUCCAGGUAUCGGUGCAAGGGAUGUGGGAAAACGUUUAGGUGCAAAUCAAGCAUCCAGAGGCAUGAGAGGCUGCAUGCUGGGGAGAAGCCUUUCGUGUGCACCAAGUGUGACAAAGGUUUCACUGACAAAACUACGUUGAACAAUCACUUGAAGAUCCACUCUGGAGACAGGCCAGAUCCGUGUGCCCAGUGUGGGAGAACCUUUAAGAAACUGGCCACCCUGCUGCUCCACCAGAAAAAGCAUGUGAAAAAGAAACCUGCCGACAAUGUAUAAAAGACUUUCUUUAGCCAGAACUCACCUCUUGGGGUCUUUGGAACUAAGUCGAAAUGAGAGAAACUAUAUAAGUGACCAGUUUCUUCAUUUCUUAGUAGCUGUUUACUUAAGCCAGUAGUUGUCCACAGAAGACUGGUUUCAACCCUUCCCCUACUCGGAGCAUUUGUGCAAUAUAAAUAGACAUUUUUUUUGUUAUUAUUAUUCCAGCAUUAGGUGCCGCUAUCAACUGGCAUCUAUGGAUAGAGGCAAAGGGUGAUAUCAAAUAUUCUACAAUGUAACAAACAGACUCCCUUGCCUUCCAAUAACUAAGAAUGAUUUUCUUCUCUCAAGCAAAAGCCAUAUGGGCAUUUGGAUUUGAGAAGGAGUUCAGGUAGAGUUUCCUCUGUCAGCCACUACAGUAACCACUAACUAGGCAUGGCUGUUUAAAUGCCAAGGAACCAACAUGUAAUAAACAUUCAAAGGCAGUCUCUUGGCUGCAUCAUCAACAUUUCAAGGCCUCAGUGGGCAGUUGGUUUCUCUGGUCAUUGAUAUCACGGACAACUAACAUUUUCAACACCAUGGAAGACUCUAUUCGGAGCUCAUUUAUAUCUUAGUGAUCAAUAAUUAUCUCGUGGGAUAGACCUGAGAAACUAGGACACAACUUUGUGAUGUUGAGUUUGUGCUUUUGAUAGCAGAAUGUAGCAUUUUCUAAGUGUCGUGAAUGUGUCGGAGCCUGCGAUGUUUGGAGCACUUUCAGAUCUCCGAUUGGCCAGUGCCCCACCCACAGGACUCCUACCUCUGUGUGUGCAGUGGGUUACUAAUAACGUCACUGAUAACUGUGAGCAUUCCCUGAUCACUAUCUACCUAUCGAGUGUGGUGCUGAACUCCAUGUGAAUUAGCAGAUCUAAUUCUCAUUAGAGUCCUAUGAGAGAAGAACUCCUAGGUACCUAGUUUCCUGUUGAGAAAACCAAGACUUUUCCUUAAGAGUAUCCUUCUUCUUCUCCACCCUUCUCCUCUCAGAGGACUCCUACCUCCAUUGUGCCUCAGGCAGAAUGAUCAGUAGGUUACUAACAGUAUUACUGAUACAGUAGAGUGUUCAUUGAUGUCCUUCUACCUAUCAAAUAUGGUGCUGAGAUAUUUACGUGAACUAUAUCACUUAAUCAACCCUAUCAUAUGAAAGAAGAAGCAUUAUGUACUUAUUUUAUUUUUUAUUCCCUUGUGUUUUUUGAGGCAGAGUCUCACUGUGUAGCCUAGACGAGCCUCAAACUUGUGACAGUCGUCCUGCCUCGGUCUUUCCAGGGCUGGGACGACAGGUGUGAGCUGCCACACCCUGCUGAGCUGCUUGGUAAUGAUGUAUUAUUUCCAAUUUUGCACUUAUAGCAAGACUGCAUUGCUAAUUUUAUAUUGCACUCUUUCAAAUAGAUAAGAUAUAUUAUAUAUUUGCAUAAAUGUGUCUUUAAAGCUUGUGUGUGUGAGUGUGAUGUGUGUGUGUGUGUGUGUGUGCUUACGUUUCUGUGUUAACAGCUCCUGAUAGCAGAAAGCAGGAGCUGGGACAGAGGUCAGUAAAUCCUGGAGUGUACAGAUAUAGGUGGAUCUAGCCACAGCUACUUGGAAGGUUUUGGUACAUGCCACACAGACUGAUUUAUGAAUUUUCUGUCCAAUGGUUAUUUGGAGGCACACAAGAUGGUGUCGAGUUAGGGAACAGAGACCCAACAUCUCAUUGGCUGCAGAUAUUUUCUCUGUGACCUUUGAUGGAAAGCAUUGGCUGGCCACCUCUUGAUGAUGGAUGAGCUGGAAUGGAUGGAGACUCCUUCCUCCAGUGUGCCUAGGGCAGAAUGCUUAAUAACAUCACUGAUAACUAUGAGCCUCUAUUGCUCACACUCUACUUACCAAGUGUGGUGCUGAACUCUGUGUGGGGGUUAGCAGACCUAAUCCUCACCAGAGUCCUAAAGAUCUGUUACGUACCUAGUUUUCUGUUGAGAAAACCAAGACUUUUCCUUAAGAGUAUCUAUCUCUUCUCUCUUCUCCUUUCUUUCUUUUUUUUUUAGUUACAGGACUCCUACCUCCAUUGUGCCUCAGGCAGAAUGAUCAGUAGGUUACUAACAUUAUUACUAAUACAAUUGAGUGUUUAUUGAUGUCCUUCUACCUAUCAAAUAUGGUGCUGAGAUCUUUACAUGAACUAUAUCAAUUAAUCAACCCUACCAGUCAUAUGAAAUAAGAAGCAUUAUGUACCUUAUUUUGUUUUUUUAUUCCCUUGUGUUUUUUGAGGCAGAGUCUCACUGUGUAGCCUAGACGAGCCUCAAACUUGUGACAGUCGUCCUGCCUCGGUCUUUCCAGGGCUGGGACGACAGGUGUGAGCUGCCACACCCUGCUGAGCUGCUUGGUAAUGAUGUAUUAUUUCCAAUUUUGCACUUAUAGCAAGACUGCAUUGCUAAUUUUAUAUUGCACUCUUUCAAAUAGAUAAGAUUUAUUACAUGUUUGCAUAAAAUGCGUGUUAAAAUUUUGUAUAUUAUGUGUGUGUAUGUGUGCGCGCACGCAUGUGAGCACACACUGCAUUUCUGUGUAGAUAGCUUCUGAGGGCAGAAAGCAGGAGCUGAGACAGAGGUUAGUACAUCACGGAGUGUACAGACCUAGGUGGAUCCAGUCACAGCCUGCUGGAAGAGGAGUUUUAGUACAUACCACAUAGACUUGUUUAUGAAUUGUCUAUCGAUCCAAUGGCUGCUUUGCGGCUUACAAAGACAGCAUCAAGUUAUUAGAACAGAGACUCAGCAUCUCAGUGAAGCUGAAAAGACUCUAUAGCCUAUGGAGAGUUGGCUAGCCAGCUCUGAAUGGCUGACAAACUGGUGAGAAUUAGGGAGAAAGUGAUUCGGACAAAGAGAAGGCCAACUCUGUGGCAGCCCCGCUGGAAGUCUUCUGCCACAUUUCCCAGUGUUGAAGAUCUGCGGCAUUGCAAUCCAGUACAGAUUACCUGUGUGUGUUUGUGUGCACAUGGCCACAUGUCUCUGCAUAUUAGAAGACAAAUUUUGGAGCUGUGGAGAUGGUUCAGUUGUUAAAAGCCCUUGACACAAAAAUGUGAAGAACCAAGUUCAAGUCCCCAGAAUCCAUGUAAAUGCCAGGUGGGGGGAUGGCAGCCCUCCUGCACUUCUGGGCUCAGAAGGUAGAGAUGGACUCUCCAGAGCAAGCUAGCUAGAGAGACUAGCCACAUUGGAGAGCUCUGGGUUUGAUUGUGAGAAUCUUGUUUCAAUGAACACGGUGGACGAGUGAUGGAGGUCAAUUGCUGACAUCAACUGUGGACCUCCAUUUGCAUCCUCCCACACAUAUGUGUACAUAAACAUGUAGAAAUAUAUGCACAUAUGUGCACAUAACACAUGUGCUUGAAAAAUGAACCAAAAAGACAAGUUCCACGACUUACCAGCUUGAAAUGUAGGUCCUAACAGCUCUCACUCUGAAGUGUCAGAGACAACACUCUCAACUGAUUUUGUUCAGAUUGAAGAACCUCAUCACCCACAGUUUGCAAAGCUCUGGUGGGUAACAGGACAGCAAGUUAUGUGACCAGAAUCUUCAUCUGCCUCCCUUACCAGACCUUGAGCAAUGCUUGAACGACUUAUCUAUCCAAAGACAUAUGGUGGUUCGCCCCAUGAUACCAACCAAACUUGUGACCUUCCAUGUGCUCCAGAUGCCACCAAUGGAGCUGGGAGCAAGGGUUUAGUAAUGAACCCAGGCUCAGUGGAUUGUCUUCAUAUUUCAUUCCGAACAUUUUAUUUCCACGCUUUGCUCUAAGAGGGCAGGAGGGGGCACAGAUAUCUUACAGUAAGAGUAAAAAAGCCGCAGAUAAAGAAAUCCCAGGACUCUGGUUGGAGCUCUUUGGUGAUGUGGCUGCCUAACUCUUGGGAAGAUCACAGGAGUGGGACUAAGAUGUGUUUUGUGUAGAGUAGACUACAUGCAGCCAGUUAUUUUUACACAGAUUGUUUAUUACUGAAACAUUUAUUGUAUAUGGACUUGGCUAUGUAAGAGAAAAAGGAGACUUUAUAUUUUCUGUGAUCCUUUUGGUUUGCGAACAAGAAGCCAGCUCACACUAGCUGAGAUGAAGACCAAAGUAACCAAAAGAAACUGGACAUGCGUACUUGGGAGGGCUCCUUGCAUGAAGGGUUCAUGAUGGCUGGGAACCUUGACAGGAAUCAGGAACUCGAUCCAUGCAAGACAUCUCUUGACUCUGGAGCUCUGGGUAUUUCCUUACAUAGUCCUUCUUUCAGUAGACCCAAGCAUUCUCCAUGUUAGGAAGAUUUGGCUUCCAGCUAUGCAGGUGCUUUUCAAACUUAGAGGAAAGAGAGUUCCUCUCACCCAGAAGAAGAUCCCAGCAAGGCUUGUUGCAAUUGGGAACCAGUCUGACAACUGGUUGGUCCCUCCUCAUCCUUGAGCAAAUGCAAUAAUAACAUAGCACUUUUGUUAAUUUUUUUGAAGAUGGUCUCUAUAGGGGGAUGCUGGAGAGACAGGACCCAUCUCUCUGAAGUAGAAUGGACAGUGAUGGCGCAGCUGGAGAAGAACUGAUUGAAGCGUUGCCGGCAGUAACAACCGAAACACCCUCGAGCUCAAAGCAGGUUGGGUUUUUGUUGUUCUGUUUUUCAUAAUAAAAUUAUUAUAUUCAUAGACUGGCAAGAUGACUAAGCCAGUAAAGGUGCUUAUUACUAAACCUGACGACGUGAGUUCAAUCUCAGGGCCCCACACGAUGGGAGGAGAGAACAAACUCUGGCAAGCGGUUCUCCAACCUCCACAUGGGUACCCUGGCUAGAACACGAGCACAUGCAUAUACACACAAUAAAUAAAUGUAACAAGCAUGUAUUUUUUGAUUCGUAAUGCAUCUAUGACUAGUAUUCAAAGUUUAGUCAGAAGGUAUAUAUGAAGGUUUGUUUUGACAUAGCAACAAAAAUGUAUACAUAGCAAAUGUUCAGCAAUGAAACAUGUUACACAGUUUUCUCCUUCCCUUCCUCUCUCCUUCCUUCCUUUCUUCCU
Molecule: messenger RNA, 9682 nt
Organism: Alexandromys fortis (reed vole)
Lineage: Eukaryota; Metazoa; Chordata; Mammalia; Rodentia; Cricetidae
Product: zinc finger protein 501-like
Exons: 5
Coding region: 3194-4693 (499 amino acids)
Biological process (GO): negative regulation of transcription by RNA polymerase II
Molecular function (GO): DNA-binding transcription repressor activity, RNA polymerase II-specific; RNA polymerase II cis-regulatory region sequence-specific DNA binding
Source: RefSeq, a predicted model, not a curated record